GUUUGGGGUUUUUUAUUUUAUUUUUGGAUGGGAUUUCAACGUCCAAGAACGAGUAGAAGGAUGUGUAUGCAAAAAGAGUUUUGCCAAUUCCUCCUGUGUCAAACAGUUCCGUCUGGGCAUGAGACGGUGGAGUGAGGCCGUCUGCGUCCAAAUGAAAUCCAUCCCCACAUCCAUUCCAUAUGGUUGACGCUGGUCCAACGACGAACAGCAAUACUUGGAACAUCUUCCUAAACAGUGGAAUGUUUUUUGAUAGUCGUUAAGCCAUAUAAUCUAUUCGAAUGUUCUCUGCUUCUGCUGGAAGAGUCGAACGCUGCGCGGGCAACUGACGUCAAAGCCCCGCGAAGGGCGUCACCAAAAUCACGUAACUUGCCUGUAUAUAUUAGAUGCUGGUUCAUCCAGCCCAAGGCCCCAACGAGGAAUAUCACUUUGUACAUUGCUACCUACAUUGCAUCGAUAUGCCAGCUACUCUCGACACUCCUCAGGGCAAGAAGAAAAUGACCACUGUCUUGCGGCAGUUGAUCAAAGAAAAGGAUCUUCUUGUUGGUCCGGGAGUGUUUGAUGGCAUUUCAGCCCAUGUUGCCAAUUCAGUUGGAUUUGACUUUCUUUACUUGGCUGGCUCGGGAGCCAGUGGCUCAUACAUUGGGGAACCAGAUCUUUCAGUGAUUACUCAAACAGAGAUGGCCGCUCUGGCAAGAACGGUCGUCCACUGCAGCUCUGUCCCAGUCAUUGCCGACGCCGACACUGGCUUUGGCGGUCCCCUCAACAUCCGACGGACGAUGCAGCUCUUUGAAGGCGCAGGUGUAGCAGGCGCUCACUUUGAGGAUCAAACAUUUCCUAAACGAUGUGGUCAGCUGGAAGGCAAGCAUGUGGUCGCCUUGGACGAGUUCCUUGAACGCAUCGCAGCGGCCGUCCAAGCACGAACCGAUCCCGAUUUUGUCAUUAUCGCUCGUACGGAUUCUCGACAGGCUAUUGGAAACAUUGAUGAGUGUAUUAGGAGGUUGAAAGCAGCAUUUGAAGUUGGUGCGGAUGUCGGUUUCGUUGAGAGUCCGAUGACUAAAGAAGAAUGCAAAAAAGUCGUAGAAUCUCUUGCCCCGCGCCCUGUUCUCAUCAACGUCCUCCCUCACGGGCUGACGCCAAACCUCACUACCAAGGAAUGCGCAGAACUCGGUUUCAAGCUAGCUAUAUACCCUUGCACCGGCUUUAUUCCAGCCAUGCUUGCCAUGCAAAACUCUUACAGGGCUUUAAAGGAGACUGGGACGGAUCUGGAAGUGUGUCAGGGCAAACAGAUCAGAGACUUUUUCAUACAGAUGGGGUUAGAGGAAGAGUUUGAGUAUGACAAACGUAUGGUUGAAAUUGCCAAGAAAGCCAUUCACGAAAAGCACGGUGGAAAGUGAUAUCUAGCAAGUGUAUUUUUUUGCAUGCUCUGUCUUUAGUUGUAUACUUUUAUAAUGCAUGGUCACCCUGUAAGCCAACAAGAGCGCGAUUUAGUUGUCUGCUUUUUAUGAUGGCUGAACUACUU
Messenger RNA from Spizellomyces punctatus DAOM BR117, 1519 nucleotides. RefSeq lists its product as uncharacterized. Bases 384 to 1394 code for a protein of 336 amino acids. Gene Ontology annotation, molecular function: catalytic activity. The record is from RefSeq and is a predicted model, not a curated record. The transcript has 7 exons. Lineage: Eukaryota; Fungi; Chytridiomycota; Chytridiomycetes; Spizellomycetales; Spizellomycetaceae.